UUACAAUCUCUUCAUUUCAUCUCAACCCCUUUAUUACCCAUCGAUUGAUUACACCUUUUUUUUUUCUUUCUUUAAAAAAUAUUAUCCACAAAACAACAAUGGAAGAAGCUUUCACUAGGCUAAACGGUACAAAUAUUACCAACACCAAUGUCCUAAACCUAACUUCCGAAUCUGACCAAAUUACCCCUAACAAGAAAUACCCCACCACCAACAACAAGAGGUCGUUGAGAGAAAGCUCUACUACUACCGGAGCAGCAGCUGCCGGCGGCGGCGGUGGAACAAUGCGUUACCGAGGAGUUAGAAGGAGGCCGUGGGGCCGUUACGCCGCCGAAAUAAGGGACCCACAAUCUAAGGAGAGACGUUGGCUUGGGACAUUCGAUACGGCUGAGGAAGCUGCUUGUGCUUAUGACUGUGCUGCUAGAGCUAUGCGUGGACUCAAGGCAAGGACUAAUUUUGUUUACCCUUCUUCUCCUCCACCACAACCACCUCCGCCGCAACUUUCCUCCGACCACCACCUCCACCACCACCACAGUCUCUACUCUCCUCCCUUCAACUUCACCAAACACUCUCUUAAGAGCCAGUUCAUCAUGGGUUGUAAUACUACUCCUCAAGCUCAAACUCAAACUCCUCUUCAGUUUUCUUCAAACUGGUCAUCAUCAUCACGUUUUCCACACUCUUCUUCUAAUGUUGACUUUUCUGCUGGUCAAAGAAACAAUGGUAAUAAUAAUAAUAAUACUACUACUACUUCUUCUCCAAUGAACCACAUGCAACUCUUUCUUCGUGACCAUUUCAACUACUCUCCACAUAAUCACUUUCCUUCAUCAUCAUCAUCAUCAACAACUUCUUCUUCUUCUUCUUCUUGUUAUUCAACCCUAACUACCACUAUGGUCAACUCAUCAUCAGAAAUAAUACCUUCUUCAAUCACUAAUAAUUCCACCAAAACCACCUUUACUACUCAACAAGACAAUAAUAAUAAUAAUUAUUAUGAACCGGAAUCAUUCUUUCCAAAAGAGGAAUCCGAUUCCGGUCUUUUAGAAGAGGUCAUUCAACGUUUCUUCCCAAAAUCCUCAAAGAAGUACUACUCCAACAACAACAACAACAACAACAACAACAACGAGUCUCUUCCCAAAUCUUCGGACACUGUUACUGAUGGUAGUUAUAACGGUAACCCUAUAUUUUCGGGGUCUCAAGUAGUGACAGCUGGGAUCAAAACUGAUUAUAACCAACAAUACAACAAUAAUCUCAUGGCUACCGGUUGUUGUGGUUUCGAUUACCAACAAAACCCCAACAAUAACAUUCCUCUCGUUUCAUCAUCUCAAACGGUGCCGUUUGGUAUCAAUAGUAAUAUUAAUAAUAGUAAUAAUGAUGCUGAGUUGAACUUCCACCAGUUUGGUCAAGAUCAGUCUAUUUUCAUGGAUGAUAUUUUCCAGUUUCCAGAGCUUGUUACUGCCUUUGCUACCAGGACCCUACAAAAUGCUUAAAUUACUAUGUAUGUUCAACUUUAAAUAUAUAUUUGGUUUUUAGGGUUUUUCUUUUUUCAGCUCAUGAUAAAACUUUGAUUUGUAGUACUUAACUUUCUAGUAUUUGUACUUAUGCAACUUUUUAUAUAUAUAAUUAUUUUUGUUA
Cannabis sativa is the source of this 1626-nucleotide messenger RNA. RefSeq lists its product as uncharacterized. The record is from RefSeq and is a predicted model, not a curated record. NCBI's taxonomy places the organism in Eukaryota, Viridiplantae, Streptophyta, Magnoliopsida, Rosales, Cannabaceae. Gene Ontology annotation, biological process: regulation of DNA-templated transcription. The coding region runs from base 99 to 1481 and encodes 460 amino acids. The transcript has a single exon. Gene Ontology annotation, molecular function: DNA-binding transcription factor activity; DNA binding.